GUCUGGCAGACAGCUCAGACGUCCGUCGAUAUCGGCGCCGCAAACGCAUCAGGACCAGAAAAUGAGCGCCUCCGAGCACAACAACUCACAUCAUCUCGCCAACGACACGCCGUGGUUCGUCUAUGAGUGCACCAUCGAGCUGGACGCCGAGUACCGGCGCAUCUGCCUCUUCCUGCUCUACCUGUUCGUGUUCGUGGCGGGGCUGCUGGAGAACACGCUGGUGGUGUGGGUCAACUGGCGACGCCGCCACUCGGCCAACGGGGUCCUCUUCUGCGUGCUCAACGUCAGCCUGUCGGACCUGAUGGUGAUCGCCGUGCUGCCCUUCUUCAUGAUGGAGGUGACCGUGGACCGGGUGUGGCUGUGGGGCCGCUUCCUCUGCAAGCUCACCAGUCUCAUCUAUGGAGUCAACUUCUACAGCAGCUCCUUGUUUCUGGCCGCCAUGACCUUGGAGCGCUACCUAUCGCUCACCAGGCCGUCGUCGCCAGCCUUGUUCCCGGCGGCGGGCCGGCGGCGCUGGGCGCUCUGCGGAGGCCUGUGGCUGCUCUCCCUGUUCCUGGCCAUGCUGGAGAACAUGCAUGUGGAUCUUCUGGAAUGGGACGAGCCGGGCUGCUACAUGCUUCCCGAGGGCAGCUACACCGAGUGGUUUGUGUCCGUGGCCUUACUGUGCCUGAUUUUCCAGUUCCUGGGGCCCGCCUCGGUCAUCAUCACCUGCAACGUGCUGAUCGCCCGCACUAUCCGAACGGCGCCCGACGUGCAGGGCCGGCGGGACGUGUGGUUGGUCCACAUAUACUCGCUGGUGUUUGUUGUGUGCUGGCUGCCGUACCACUUGGUCGCGACGCUGAUGAUCGUGGGCGACCUCUUGCCCGAGCUGUUCAGCUGCAAUGUGGUGGAAUUUGUCUACUUCUCCUUCAGCGUGGUGCAGAGCCUGUCACUCUUUCACUGCGUGGCCAACCCCAUCCUCUACAACUUCCUGAGCAAGAGCUUCCGCGACAACCUGAUCAACGCUGUGGUCAGCCGCUUACCCGGUGAGGCGCUGGACGCGGGGACCGGGCCCAACAGAGGAGGAGGAGGCGACAAGGGCACACGCUGCAAGUCGAGUCAUGCCAGCACCAGCCAGUCUGAUGUCAGCUCUUGAUUGAAAAUCCAGAGGUGGCUGAAACCUCACCAGUUGACACUUGUUUCUUCGGUGGCUGUUCAAACAAGUGUACUACUUUACUGAUUAAUUCCCUCGUUAUCUUCUUCGGCACAGCUCGAGGUUUGUUAGGUCAACUCUGCUCCCACUUAGUGUAAGCAUACAAAGCCCCAGACAUGACACGUGGCCACAAUAUAGAUAGAACUGGCAUACCGAACGCUCAUUUGUGGCCACGAAAUACAAAACAUUGGGCUUUUGACUGAAAUUUUAGGAUGAAACUAAAAACGCACUACAGUCGACCCUUGCAUACACCCGCAGAUUCGAGCAUUUUUUUCAUCAUUUUCAUUUUGGGGGGAACCAACCCCGACAACGCUUAUUGGGGCUUUAUUCCCACUUAUUCAAGAAGAGGUGAACAUACCUUCCCUAAAUCUUUGACUGCACAUGUGCAAGAAUUUAAUGUUUCACAACUUUUUGCUGUUCCACAUCAAAGAGUUGGAUGGCAUAAUUCCCAACAGGUGUUCAAUUCAUGAAUCCAUCAAUGACCUUCCCGUCUCAUCCUUUUCACAUUUUGACAUCUUGAGACCAAGACGACACCUAACAAUUGAUCAACAGUACCAAUGAGUAUUCCAUGUGCACAUUAUACCCAUUUCGUAGCCAUUAUUAUUUUGGGGCCACAAUGUAUUAUAUCGUGGCCACAAUUUAAUGUCUUGCAGCCACAAUUUAUUAUUUUGUGGCCACAGAAGUAUUUUGAGCGAACGCUGCACCUGAUUCGUUCAAGUCAAAUGUGCUGUUUUAGCAGGAAAAAGUGCUACUGUGGUUCCAACACCAAAUCUUUACACUGCAGCAGUUCCCAAUCAUGAUGUAUCUAACAACAAGAUAAAAACCUUCAAACUUUCAAUAAAACACACAGUUGUCACCA
Messenger RNA from Phyllopteryx taeniolatus (common seadragon), 2051 nucleotides. It is a transcript of the gene ackr5, whose product is annotated as G protein-coupled receptor 182. Bases 62 to 1135 code for a protein of 357 amino acids. NCBI's taxonomy places the organism in Eukaryota, Metazoa, Chordata, Actinopteri, Syngnathiformes, Syngnathidae. The transcript has 2 exons. Gene Ontology annotation, cellular component: membrane. The record is from RefSeq and is a predicted model, not a curated record. Gene Ontology annotation, molecular function: G protein-coupled receptor activity. Gene Ontology annotation, biological process: G protein-coupled receptor signaling pathway.